UGGAUUUGUUAUUUUCCUACAAUUUUAAUUCUUUACCUCAUUUAUAAUGAACAACAAAGCAGUUUAAUUUGCUGCAAAUGGAUUCAUAUACCUUUGGUUCCAUUCUAAAUCAUGGAUUAUUCAGCAGCAAAUAAAUUAUCGAAGCCAUGAGGACGCCAGUUCUGCUUGCGAGUAUUCUGCUGCUACUGCUACAUAUAUGUUGUGGGAUCGCGUACCACCUUGACAACAACGAAGUAAAAACAACGUCAAAUCUAGGAGAUAUCGUUUCCGUUCCCGAGGAAGAAAACGGCACUUUGUCACGUGGAUUAAUUGUAUUACCUCAUUCAAAAAAUAUGAAACAAACCGUUAAAAGAACAGAUGGUCACACUAUUGACACAUACAGUAACCACGGCACAGUGUCAAGUGUUGAAAAGGCUGAAUUAAACGGACAAGAAGAUUCAGUGUCUGAAGAAUGUGUAAUUGAAGUUGAAAAACCUUCAUUGGAUAGAUUUCGUCAUUUGGUUUUCAGAGCCGACAGUAAUUUUGUUUUUUUAAAUUUAACCUCAAACUAUGAUUCAGGAAUACAUUUAAAGAAAGCGAAAUGGACAAUUGCAGAAAAUAUUUGGAUAUGGACAUUUUACGGAAAAGAAGGUGCAUUAGAAUUUCUCAAAUGGCCAACUGAAUUUGGAAUUUGGUCCAUGGGUCUAUUAUACGAAUCUGUGAUCAGAAAACCAAUUGAGAUAUCACUGAAACGAAUUACUGGCAAUUGUUCGAAAUUAGAAGUCGGAAAAAAGGAUGAUGACCUUGUUAUUGCGAAAGCCUUAACAAAUUUAACACUUGAAAUGAUGUCGCUUGACUUGGAAAAGUAUGCACCUAGCUUUUAUUGCUACCGAAAAAGAAUGAUAAUAGACGCAUACGUACUCUGCAAACAUAUUGUGUGUCCGAUUGAGGCAGUAAAACACUCCUGCUGCAAUUUCUUCUUCAACAAAACUUUAAAUCGGAGAGUAAUGAGCUGUAAGGAAAUUGAAUUCGAGUACGACGAAGUGUGGUGGAUCUUUCCAAGCAUUCUUUCAACAGUAUUACUGAUAUAUUCACCUUUAUUUCUUAUGUACAUAUUGUACCACUAUUCAGAACGGGAAAGCGGUCGUCUGAGAUUAAAUGUUUUGAAUGGACUUACGGAGAACACUAUAACUUUUACACAAGACAACAACGAAUCUAUGAUUAUACAUUCUCAAGAUGAGUAUAUCUUAUUCGAUGGUAUUAAUCAUGUCACUUUGUUAAACACAAUCUGUAUUCCUUUGAACAUGAGUUUGGCAGCAAUGGGUUGUUUUACGGACGUAUUAAAGCGUUCGGUUAGACUUCUCAUUCCUGUUUUAAGCCUAACCUUUGUUGGACUGCAGGUGGUGUUAGAUUAUAAGGUAUUGUACAAGUUUGUACACGACUGUGUUGAAUCUGGCGUACCUAUGGGUUUUCGCUCAAUGCUGACGGGCUAUGAUAAAAGUAAAAAUAUUUUUCUACCCUACAUUGGUGGCCCUUUCGUUGCUCUGUCGUGUUAUUUAAUCAUCACUGGCGUGCUUGUUCUUGCGCCCAGCGAUCCAGCUAGACUAUUGUCCGAUGCUGUUGUAGCUUCGAGAUCAUCACAAAGUAAUCCUGAAGCUUCGCCACUUUUUCUGAGUCUCAAUAAUAUAGAAAUAUUCGGUGCAAUGAAUCUUAAGUACAGCAAAGGCUUUCGUAAGAUAUAUAAUAUUUUCCUUGCUCAAUUUUAUAUGCUUAUGAAUGUGAAAUUCUGGAAACACAUUUUCAAAAUUCAAACCGCUCGAUGGAAUGUUUAUAGUAAAUGUUGUCUUUGCGUCAUUGUCUUUCCUUUGUAUUUUAUAUUGUGUUGUGUAGAAAUUUUCUUAUCCGUAAUAAUAUAUGGCUUCCCGAUUGUAUCAUUUGGAAGGCUGAUAAUUAAAGCAUAUUGUAUUCCCUUUAACAGAGGCGUUCGUAGAUGUAGAGAUCAUAUUUGCAUGUAUCUUUUUACAGGUUGUCUCAUUCUAUCAGUUGUAUAUUUUAUCUUUAUGUUUGCUACUAUUUUUUCUGACGCUAUUUUGUUUCUCACACGCGUUGCUAUAUUCACAUUCACUGGCAUCAUCGUUUUUCCUAAAACGGCGUACGGAUAUAUGAUAUUUGGCUUUACUGUGUUUUACUAUCUUUCGAACUGUUUUAGUGACUUUUCUAUGAACUAUAGCAGGCUCAUGAAGGAUAUUAUCAAACUUACAAAGGGCUUUCAGCGGCAUAAUGAAAACACCCAGAAAAAGGUGCUUUUCAAACAUAAGGACAAAUGGGGAAUUAGAGAGUCCCUUUUUGAACUAGCCAUAGAAAACCACAGCCCUCGACGAAAAUUGUUGUUUUCGACGCUCCUCCGAGCAUUUGUUGUUCUCGGGUUACUGGGAAUUUGUAUUAACAUGCUUUCCAAAACGGACAGUUUUCGUGAGCUUCACGUCAUAAUGCAUGUUGGUACCGCUUUAUUUAUCUGCGCUUUACCGCAGAUAGUGAACCGUGUUUGCAAGAAAAAGGAUAGCAUUAAGGCAUUAAAGCGACGCAGAAAAGCAUUGGUCAACACAGUUAAGGCAUAUCUUGGGUAUUUUGCUGAUAGUGAAACGUCUGAUUCGGAGGUAAAUGGUGUUUAAAGGCAAACAAAGAACCUGAGAGCGUGGGCUUUCUGCAACAUUAAAGAUUUUGGAACUUCAGACGAACAAGCUCGUCGCGUAAAAAAGAAAUUGAUUUACGAUCUGGGCCAUAUUCAUCAAGCACUUAGUUGAAUUUUUCAACUUAGUGAGAACAAGUCUUGUCUUAUUUGAAGUUAAAAAUAAUAAAGUAACCAUGUUACAAAGAUAAGCUAGAAAGAUGUCUAGAUUAUAAAGGCGCGUAAUUAAAUAUGAUGGGAUAAAGAGGGUAUUCAAAUCUUUCGUUACUAAAAGAUCGAAAUGUUCAAGUAUGAAACUUAAUAUGUAUGGCCCCUAGCUUACAACAACUAAUAUGCAAGAGCGAUAACAAUGGCUUCAUCACCAGUUCUCUUAGAAGUGAUUGUGUGUUAUUGUGUUUUGUUUCAACUCUCAAACUUCAACUGUCUGACCUUUACCUCUCACCCUUGCCACGGACAUAUAAACCAUGGAUUGGCAACUGGCCCAUAUCGGUGAUACGAUAAGAAAUAAUAAUUUACCCACAAUCCUUAGCGUGCGCUCGGCAAAUAUCGGAAAAUCCUGCCGAAUCUUCGAUCGGUGAUUAAUGCCUUGUUCGUUAUAGAUUUAAUUAUAAUUAAUAACUGUGAUUGCAAUCAGAUUCAAUUGGACUAUUAUCAACUCAAAUGAAAGUACCGCGCAUUUGAAUCAAUUUUAAAUAAUGUUUUCCUACAUGUAUAUAUUCGGCCGAUGUCGGACGUCUCGAAAAUGACAACACGGUAAGAUCUCAGAAUGAAAUCCCGCUGCACGCGUGAGUUUGAGAUUAUCACAUUAACACAGAUGAGAGUUGCCAAUCAAUGGUUUAUAGGUCCAUGCCCUUGCUUACUUUCGCUAGUAAUCCCUCGUGUGGCUGUACGUCGAAAGGUUAGUUGGCUGUUGGGAUCUAUAAGAUUGCCCAUUAAGUUACCCCGGAACAGCACGGAUCUGAUUCCCCUGAAAGAGUAGUUGUGCUGUUUCUGAAAAAAAAAACACAAUUGCAUUAUAAUUAUAAGAUCAUAUUGAUACAUACAAUUUUAUAAUUCCAGUUGUCGUAAUAGUGUUUAUGUUGUUAUUGAAAGUAUAUUACAUUAUCAUGAUAUAUCAUAUUGGUAUAUGUCCAUUUUAACCCAUUAUAUAUCAUCUGUAAUUGUUAUACUGAUGGCUUUGAUUUGGAAAAUAUAUAACAUUAUAAUAAUUAAAACACCAGUAAUCAUUAUAGUCAUUGUGUUUUUAGAUAUAUUAAAUUUUAUGAAAACAUAUUGAUACAUUUUCACUUUAUAUCUGAUUAUGCUUAUUUCUUCUUCGUUUAUCGUAUUUUAAUCAGAACACUAUUAUGUGUUUUUGUUUGUUUUGCUUUGUCUGUUUUGACCUUUGAUCUAUGCGACAUUAAAUAGGAUAAUAUUUGGGUUAAAACGAUCUGUCAUGUCACUGUAGCUAAGGCGGAAGAAAAUGAAACAUUUGGACUUAUCUUUUACUUCCUGAUUAAAAUAUACAAAACCUACUUAUGCGUAUGUUUGAUGAUCCAUUCAGUUUUUGUAUCAUUUUAAAGAUUAUUGCUUGUUGAUAACACGUACUGUAAAAUAAAGGACCGAAACAACA
This is a messenger RNA of Mya arenaria, 4280 nucleotides long. RefSeq lists its product as uncharacterized. NCBI's taxonomy places the organism in Eukaryota, Metazoa, Mollusca, Bivalvia, Myida, Myidae. The transcript has 2 exons. Bases 147 to 2651 code for a protein of 834 amino acids. The record is from RefSeq and is a predicted model, not a curated record.